AACACACAACGCUACUCUCUUUUGUAUCAGUCCACCACAAGCUUGAAGAAACUCUUCUCUAUGUUGGGAAUUAUCCGCACAUUUCUGUAUUGUGUUUUCGGCGUUUUCUCCCUUGUCCUAUUCGGACUGGCUGCCGCACGCUUGCGGUAUACGACACAUCUACCUCCGGGCGAUCCACUGAAUGACGGUCAUAAUUUCUAUGGUGAGCUUCGCUUGCAAUCGUUGCAAGAACAGGGCAAUAACCGUGGAUCAGACCCAAUCGUGGCAGAACUACUCUUCAGCUCUCUCCUAGGCAUGGGGUGGAGUGUCUAUGCAGUUUUAACUAUCCAUCAUAUGCGUGAAGAUCGUCUAAUAGCUUCGUUCGCUGGCGAAAUCCUGGUAUUAAGCAUUCUGUUCUUGCUUUAUUUAGUCGGCGCGGCCAUUGCUACGUCGAUAUGGGGUGAUCUGAGUUUCUGUCACCAAUUCCAAGCGUGUCGUAUCCUCACUGCCCUGCUGGCGUUUGCUUGGCUUCCAUGGAUCGUCUUAAUGGGCUUAUUAGUUGCCAGUGUGUUUGUUGCCAUCGCGAACGCUGCAUUCUUUGCCCCAUUCCAUGGUCGCUGGAAUCCUCGGGAAAGUACUUACAGUAGUCGCCGGACGAGCCGUGCAUGA
This is a messenger RNA of Mycena indigotica, 648 nucleotides long. RefSeq lists its product as uncharacterized. Lineage: Eukaryota; Fungi; Basidiomycota; Agaricomycetes; Agaricales; Mycenaceae. Bases 61 to 648 code for a protein of 195 amino acids. The transcript has 6 exons. The record is from RefSeq and is a predicted model, not a curated record.